ACGCUCGUACUUUUACAACCAGAUCUCAACCCCUCCACCACUCCCAGAUAAAAUCCUCCAACAAAAUGGCAGGCGACACAAGAGACUCCUCCACCCCCUCACCGCGGGGUCCCCCGCCAGGCGAAACCUCACCACCAGCCCACGUCCAAACACCCCCCAAAGUCUACGAGGUCUUCUCCAGUCCCAAAUCCGCGAAUGCCCUCCCGGAAGGUUCCGGCCAAAACACCGCCGGCAGCAAUCCCGAGGUCCCAAAGCUAGUCGAUGCCGUGAAGACGGUACAACUAGAGGAUUUCAAAAAGGUGCAUUUGUACCCAUGUGUACGAGAGAGUUUGUUAACGGGCAUGGGCGGGGCGUUUGGGAUGGGGGCGAUUCGAGUUGUUUGGGGGUGUAUGUCUCCUCAUUCUCUACAUUUUGAAAUACCUGGUCUUUUUUGGGGGAGGGGGGGAUCUGUAAUGGUGUGGUUCAAUGGAAUCAAAAGCUGAUGUAUGAGUUUAGCACCAGUAUCUAAAAUCACCAAUUGGGCGGUUGGUACAUUCGUCCUUGUAUCACUCGGCAGCCACGAAUUCUGCCAAUACCGUCGAACGCUAGAGAAAGCAUAUAUGAAACGGGCUGUCGAAAUUAUCGACCGAAAGAAGAGCGAGAAAGAAGCGGAAGCAAAAUUAAAAAGAGACGAGAGAAGGAGGUUGAAGGAAGAAUUGGAUAAGAAAGCCGAAGAGGCGGCGAAAAGAAGUAGUUGGAAGUUUUGGUAAUUGAAGGCAACAGAGAUUGGGAGGCAACGAUGAUUGUAUUAUGAUGUAUUAUUUUGGACUCGGUUGUAAAUUAUACCUGAAUCGGAUUUUUUGAGGUCCAGCUUCAUUUGUAUGACAAUCUCAGUAUGAGAGUCUCAGGGGAUCCGAGGAACGAAGAAAAAAUCACCAUCUAGGCGAGAGGAUUAUACUAGAUUGUUUGUAUGAGCACCGUUUGUAUGAGCACCUUUCUGGGACGCCACAGAUGUACUGGUUGACCCAUGGAAAAUCCUGGUUAACGAUAUAGGCGAAACUCAUUAUUAGCAAGAUACAGUAGGAGUUCAUGGCCAUUCAAGUCUAUAUUGUAGCUAUGGCCAGGAUUUGGUUCUUAUGGCUUAGUCUAACCUU
Hymenoscyphus albidus is the source of this 1133-nucleotide messenger RNA. Lineage: Eukaryota; Fungi; Ascomycota; Leotiomycetes; Helotiales; Helotiaceae. The record is from the annotation of a GenBank genome assembly.